AUGUUAUCAAAGGUACAGAGUGAGUUCACAUGUUAUCAAAGAAAUACAUUUACUUUACUCCAACAAGAGCAGACUUUCUGUGACUCCUGUGACACCUGUGACACCUGUGACUGCUGUGACACCUGCGACUCCUGUGACUCCUGUGACUGCUGUGACUCCUGUGACUCCUGUGACUCCUGUGACUCCUGUGACACCUGUGACUCCUGUGACACCUGUGACUCCUGUGACACCUGUGAUACCUGUGACUCCUGUGACACCUGUGACACCUGUGACUCCUGUGACUCCUGUGACUCAUGUGACACCUGUGACUCCUGUGACUCCUGUGACACCUGUGACACCUGUGACUCCUGUGACACCUGUGACUCCUGUGACUCCUGUGACUCCUGUGACACCUGUGACUCCUGUGACACCUGUGACACCUGUGACUCCUGUGACACCUGUGACUCCUGUGACUCCUGUGACACCUGUGACUCCUGUGACUCCUGUGACUCCUGUGACACCUGUGACUCCUGUGACUCCUGUGACUCCUGUGAUACCUGUGAUUCCUGUGACUCCUGUGACUCCUGUGACACCUGUGACACCUGUGACUCCUGUGACUCCUGUGACUCCUGUGACACCUGUGACUCCUGUGACUCCUGUGACUCCUGUGACACCUGUGACUCCUGUGACACCUGUGACUCCUGUGACACCUGUGAUACCUGUGACUCCUGUGACACCUGUGACACCUGUGACUCCUGUGACUCCUGUGACUCAUGUGACACCUGUGACUCCUGUGACUCCUGUGACACCUGUGACACCUGUGACUCCUGUGACACCUGUGACUCCUGUGACUCCUGUGACUCCUGUGACUCCUGUGACACCUGUGACUCCUGUGACACCUGUGACUCCUGUGACACCUGUGACUCCUGUGACUCCUGUGACACCUGUGACUCCUGUGACUCCUGCGACUCCUGUGACUCCUGCGACUCCUGCUGUGACUCCGGCCCACAUUCUGGAGAGGGCAAAGCCAUUGCUCACUGGGCUUUAGUUCUGGAGAGUUCUGUUCAAAAGGGUCAGAUGAAGGUAGAGUCCAGGCGGGUCCAGGUGGGUCCAGGUGGGUCAGAUGAAGGUAGAGUCCAGGCGGGUCAGGUGAAGGUAGAGUCCAGGCGGGUCAGGUGA
Messenger RNA from Knipowitschia caucasica, 1158 nucleotides. NCBI's taxonomy places the organism in Eukaryota, Metazoa, Chordata, Actinopteri, Gobiiformes, Gobiidae. The record is from the annotation of a GenBank genome assembly.